AGCCAUCGGAAGGGACAAGGAGACAUUUGACCAUGGAUUUAUUAUAAGACUUUGAAAACUCCGAAGCAGCCUCGUUCCUUGUUCUUGUUAACAAAAAAAUUCACCUUUUUUUUCUUCUCAAAUUUUAAUGCUACUGUAUUAAUUAUUAAUAUUAUUAAUUAUAAUUAUUGUUGCACAAAAUAAAACACAAGGCACACACUUUUUCUCAAAGAAAAGAAAGCAUCCACUUUCUCUUCUUCUUCUUCCACCUGGUUCUUCUGAAAACAAAGUUUUUGUGAGUGCCUCAAUUAUCAUCAUCACCCAGAUCAGUGCCGUAAGACCCUACUCAUAAGCAACCAUAAAGUCUUCAACUUUCAGAUUUUGCAGAGCACUCAUAGACUCUUGAGUGAAAUCCUGGUUAUAUUCAUGAGUGGAACAACUCAAUUGAAGUGAUUCACUUAAAAGUUUCUUACCCUAGUCUCUGAGGUACUCACAACUGAAGCUAUUGGAUUUUUCUAGUUUCAACAAAGUUCCUUAGAUCUCUUGGUCAUGGCUGGGAAUCAAGAUCAGUUGGAGAUCAAGUUUAGGUUAAUUGAUGGUUCUGAUAUUGGCCCCAAAAGUUUUCCUGCUGCCACUAGUAUUGCAACAUUGAAAGAAAGUAUUGUUGCUCAGUGGCCAAAAGAUAAGGAGAACGGACCAAGGACGGUAAAAGAUGUGAAGCUAAUUAGUGCAGGAAAAAUAUUGGAGAACAACAAAACAGUUGGGGAAUGCCAGAGCCCAUUAUGCGAUGCACCCGAUACAGUUACAACGAUGCAUGUGGUUGUGCAACCACCAACUAUGGAAAAAGAUAAGAAACCACCAAAUGACGAAAAGCAACAGAAAUGUGUUUGUGUUAUUUUAUAGCAUCCAGGUUCAACAGAAGAUGUCAUCUUUCUUAGAUAAAGAGUACUCAACUUGGCGACUAUCGCAAAGCUACUUGUUCCAAGACUUGUCUGCAUGCGGCCGACCGGCCGUAAAUUUCUUACACAGUUUUCAUAGGAGAUGGUUUUGUAUUUUUGUUGCUGGUCUCAGCAUAUAGGUGUUGCCUCACUCAGUCACUUGGUAUAGUUGUUGAUUGAAAAUGAACACUCUCUACCAGCUUGUCAUCGUGUCCCACACAUAUAUAUAUUUUGAAAUUCUUCUUUUGAUGCCUGUGUCUGAUGCAAAAGAAAAAAUGAAAAAAAAGAAAAAGAAAAAUUCAAACUUGAACUUGUUGAAUAUUUGAAUGUGCUUUUUAAUUUGGUACUCUUGUAUAGCAGUUGAGACAGAAAUAGUGCUUUUACUACUACAGUACUAAUCCUAAAAAAUAUGGUGGUU
This is a messenger RNA of Arachis ipaensis, 1335 nucleotides long. Its product is annotated as membrane-anchored ubiquitin-fold protein 2. Lineage: Eukaryota; Viridiplantae; Streptophyta; Magnoliopsida; Fabales; Fabaceae. Gene Ontology annotation, molecular function: protein binding. The record is from RefSeq and is a predicted model, not a curated record.